AUGCCACGCGCACUCCCCGAGGCCAGCAGCGGCGAGGGGGCGAGGGUGGCGAAGUCAGCCGUGGAGCCCAAGGACUCCAGCUCGGAGUACACCAGCAGCAGCGGCCCGCCGCCCGCCCCGCCGGCGCAGGUCACGGCCGCGCGGGCCAAGGCCGCCCCGCGGCCUCGCGCGACGCCCGCCGCGGUCAAGGCUGCCACCGCGGCGCCCGGGCCCGUCAUCAAGGGCGCGAGGGCGGCGAAGUCGGCCGCGGCGCCCAAGGUGGCCAAGGCCGCGCCGGUGGCAGCGCCUGCGGCUGCGGCUGCAGCAGGGGGCGAAGUGUCGGAGUACAGCUACGAGUACACCGACGAGGAGAGCGAGGAGGAGGAGCCCAGGGAGGCGGACCCGGAGGAGUCCUGA
This is a messenger RNA of Prorocentrum cordatum, 396 nucleotides long. NCBI's taxonomy places the organism in Eukaryota, Dinophyceae, Prorocentrales, Prorocentraceae. The record is from the annotation of a GenBank genome assembly.